Messenger RNA from Lonchura striata (white-rumped munia), 913 nucleotides. The record is from RefSeq and is a predicted model, not a curated record. Lineage: Eukaryota; Metazoa; Chordata; Aves; Passeriformes; Estrildidae.
CCCAUCAUUCUGGGGACGCUGAGCUGGUGGGACUGAACCAUGGCGUGGGCCCCUCUUCUCUUCGUGGUGCUCGCCCACAGCACAGGUUCCCUGGUCCAGGCAGCGCUGACUCAGCCAUCCUCUCUGUCGGCCAAGGUGGGAGAGACGGUCAAGAUCACCUGCUCUGGUAGCAGCUACAACUAUGGCUGGUACCAGCAGAAGAUCCCUGGCAGUGCCCCUGUCACUGUGAUCUACAACAAUAACAACAGACCCUCGGGCAUCCCUUCGCGAUUCUCCGGAUCCAAGUCCCGCUCCACGGCCACGUUAACCAUCAAUGGGGUCCAAGCCGAGGACGAGGCUAUCUAUUUCUGUGGUAGCUAUGACAGCAGCAGUGGUGUAUUCGGGGCCGGGACGAUGCUGACGGUCACAGGCCAGCCCCAGGUUGCUCCCACCGUCAACCUCUUCGCGCCAUCCUCCGAGGAGAUGUCACAGGGCAAAGCCACCUUGGUGUGCCUGAUAGAGAACUUCUACCCAAGGGAUGUGACGGUGGAAUGGGUGGCUGACGGCAAGACCAUCACCAGUGGUGUGGAGACCAGCCAGCCCCAGCAGCAGAGCAAUGCCCAGCAGCAGAGCAGCACCCGGUACAUAGCCAGCAGUUACCUGUCGCUGACUCCCACCGAAUGGCAGAGUUACAAUUCUGUCUCGUGCAAGGUCAGGCACACGGCUGGAAACGUGGAGAAGACCCUGAACACAUCCGAGUGUGCCUAAGCCACCCUGCCGGCCCUUUGCUGGCUCCCUCCCUCCCCUCCACUCUGGGAGCAGCGGCUCCCUGCCGCAGACGUCUCUGCCCAUGUCCGCCCGUCCCCUGCCCCUGUCCCGCCUCUGUGAGUGUCACACAAAUAAACACCGACACUGAACUAGCGCUGGCUCAGCA